AUGGCUACAAUCACACCCGAAGACCCUUACCGUGGCCCGCGCCAUCAAGGCGAAUACGACCGGCUUCGCACCCAACACAGUCUCGUCAAGACUGCUAUGCAUGGGAAACUUCUUUAUUCCCCCGUGGACUUUAAUCAGCCUGAUCUUCGAAUCCUCGAUUCCGCCACCGCCGAAGGAACCUGGCUGAUCGACCUGGCCCAAUCCACGUCUUCGACAGCAACACUCAUCGGCACUGAUGUUGCACCUCAGCAUUUCACACCUCCCGAUCGAAGACCCUCAAAUGUGCAUUUAACAACCCAUUCAAUCCUCGAUAUUUGGCCGGAAGACUUCCAAAACAGCUUUGAUGUGGUGCAUCAAAGAUUCGUACUAACAGUUUGCUCCGAUCAGGCCGCCCAAGAUGCGGUCAGAAACCUCUUCGCCUGCGUAAAGCCGGGUGGUUGGAUAGAACUGCAUGAGGGGAAUAUGCUCACCAUUCAGGAGGGACCUAACCAUCCGGCGUUUAUGCAGUUCCGAGACAUAAUGGUGAAAGCAUGGGCGGCUAUCGGGAACCAGCCGAGCCCUGGGAACUUUCUGGUACCGUGGUUGAAGGAAGUCGGUGCUGUUGAUGUGCAAGAAGAGAUUCAGACCAUAGAGGUUGGAGCUGCGGCGAAGGAUAAAGACCAAGGGGAAAGGGCUGUGGUUGUAUUGCUUCACCUUUUGGACGGGAUGAAGAUGAUGCUAGGUGAUAAGCCAGGCCAACCAACGAAAGCGGAAUUUGAUGAGCUUCAAGUGCAGUUGGAGGAGGAGCUUCGGACUGUAGGAAAUACCUACUGUUAUCAUUUGGCUUGGGGGAGGAAGUCCUCCGAGCCUUGA
Messenger RNA from Penicillium crustosum, 852 nucleotides. RefSeq names its product class I SAM-dependent methyltransferase. Bases 1 to 852 code for a protein of 283 amino acids. The record is from RefSeq and is a predicted model, not a curated record. Lineage: Eukaryota; Fungi; Ascomycota; Eurotiomycetes; Eurotiales; Aspergillaceae. The transcript is spliced from 2 exons.